AUGAAUAUCAACUUCCUCCAGAUAAACCUUCAACGGAGCACCACGGCUCAGAGAUUGGCAUCACAGACCUCCGCUGAAAUCGGCGCCCAGGUCCUACUGUUCUCCGAGCAAAACUGGAGUCCGGCUCGGGACGACCGAUGGGUAGUCAGCACCAACGGCACCUGCGCAAUCGUCCUAACACCCGUGGCCGACUUCGUAGCGGAAACCUCCGGGUCGGGCCGCGGAUUCGCCUGGAUGCAGACGAGAGGCGUGAGGUUUUACAGCUGCUACAUCUUGAGAAACGACUCGGAUGAACAUUUCUUAACUUUCCUUGGCUGUCAGCUCUGUCCGCCGAUCCAAGCUGUACCCUCAUUCUAG
Messenger RNA from Macrosiphum euphorbiae (potato aphid), 357 nucleotides. The record is from the annotation of a GenBank genome assembly. Lineage: Eukaryota; Metazoa; Arthropoda; Insecta; Hemiptera; Aphididae.